Molecule: messenger RNA, 1086 nt
Organism: Epithele typhae
Lineage: Eukaryota; Fungi; Basidiomycota; Agaricomycetes; Polyporales; Epitheliaceae
Exons: 7
Coding region: 1-1086 (361 amino acids)
Source: RefSeq, a predicted model, not a curated record
AUGCCUCCUAAUGACCGGAACCCUCGGCGGCGUGGCCCUGCGGACGCUGUGAUGGAUGAUGCAGUGCCCUUCCGAUUUCAAGGGCUCUCAGGGGAUCAAGAGCAGGACGAGGGCGAAGAGCAGAGGCGUCAGGUUAAAGUGUGCAGGCGAUCCAUCGAAGAUUCCGACGAGAUCCACGCGCGUAUCGCGAGGGCAAGCCAGAAGAACGCCAGACUUUCUGUCGCUGAGGCGACACUCGCCUCCCAGCAACAGCAUGUUCUUAACCCGCAAUACCCUCUCUUAUCCAAUCCAUCGGACCCCCACAGCUCCUUCACGUUCUCUUCGCCCAACCAGUCAGCUCUGCCCCUUGUUUCCAAGCGCCCCUCCCCUUCUCCAGAUCCCUCGCCCCAUCCCUUCUUUCCACUCUACAAGCGGCCGCAAGAACUACCGAAAGCCGGGAUCCCGUUACCCAUCCAUCCUCCUGCGCAGUCGAAGCUUCCGGCGCACGGCGGGUUCGGCGCAUGUCGUGAGCCUCCCACCAUGGUUGCACCCUGGCGCGAACGGGCGAUCGAGCUCGGCAUGGACGCGAACCUAAUUCGCCUCUUCAGCACCUACUCUCCGGCAUGUCGGUGCACCAUUCCGCGAACAGGGCUGGGCUCUCCCGACUCGAAUGGUCUUCUCGCUCGGCUAGGCGGCUUGACUCUGGCGUCUACCGAAUCUCUUGCUGCCAUGGACGUGGACGCUCAGCAAGGCAGCACGGCUUGGCUCGACGCGGACUAUGACAUGGACGCCGUACCGCUGGGCCCCGACAUCUCGAUGACCCCGCUUUCUGCCUGGGCAACCGGCCCCGAUACGGGCAGGUGGAUCUUCGUCUUCCGCCAGGAACUCCCACGCCGGGCUCCCACCGGCCCCGGGUACGGCUUCCGCAUCGCCUCUGCCACGCCGCGGCUCGUCCACGACAUGUUCGGGCCCUCGCCGCCGUGCUCGCAGGGCGGAGGACCCGGGGUGCGAGAAGUUCUUCUCCGGCCCGACCUUCACCACCUUGCGCUCCCGCGGAUCCUCGACUACGGCGUGGUCCCUGGUGCCUUCUCGGACGACGAGAACUAG